Molecule: messenger RNA, 2505 nt
Organism: Plasmodium adleri (nom. inval.)
Lineage: Eukaryota; Apicomplexa; Aconoidasida; Haemosporida; Plasmodiidae
Product: conserved Plasmodium protein, unknown function
Exons: 11
Coding region: 1-2505 (834 amino acids)
Molecular function (GO): calcium ion binding
Source: RefSeq, a predicted model, not a curated record
AUGGAUGAAAAAAUAGAAUUAUUAAUAAAUAUAAUAAAAAAAUGGACGAAUAAGUAUGCAUAUAAAAUAUAUGUUAAAGGAAAGAAUGAGGAGAAACAAGAGCACUAUUAUAAUGUUACUUUUUUUAAUCAAAAAGAAAAAGAAUCUAUUUCAAAGUGUACAAUAAAUACAUACUUUGUCAUAACAGAGAUAAAUAUAAUAGACAUAAAAAAUUUUUGUACUUCUAUUCAAAAUGAGAACAAAUAUUAUGUUACUUUUAAUUUCGAAAAUGAAAGCUUAAUGAGAACUACAGAUAUGAACUUGGACUAUGAAGCUUGGAUAGAUAAAUUAAUUAAAGAUAAAGAGAAAUUAAGGAACAAUAUAGAACUAUCAUCAGAAUUUAUGAAAUCAAGAUUUAUUAAACCUCUUGAUGAGAAGAGUGUUGGUUCGAUUUUAGAUAAAAUAAAAGAGGAACGAGAAAACACUGAAAAAAAAGAGAAAGAGGAGGAAGAAGAAAAGAAACAAAAUGCUUUAAAAAAGAAAAACCUAAAAUACUCAAAGAAGGCAAACAUAUUAGAAAAGAAAUCAUCUUAUGAAGACACAUAUGCUGUAGAAAAAAUAAAUUCACAAACAGAUUUCAAUAUUAACAAUGGCAAUAAUGAAUUAAAAAAUGGAAGCACAAAAAAUGAUGAGAAUAAUAAAUUGAAUGAAGCACGUUCAUUUUUAAAAAAUAUUUUAUAUUUUUAUUUUACAGAUAUAGAUAUAAAGAAAAAAGGAAAACUGAAAUACAAUAAUUAUAUUGAAAUAUUAAAAAUGGUAAAUUACAAAAUGUGUAUCAGCUAUAAACAUAUGCAUAAAACUACUUCAAUGGAAUGUGAAGAAAAUGAUCAAGAAAAUAAAAACGAAACGGAAGACAAUAGAAAAAAUGAAAAAACAGAAAAUUUUCAAUAUGAACAUUUUAAAGGACCAUUUCUUUUUGAUUCAGAUGAAGGCAUAUAUUCAAGUACAGAUCAUAAUUCAAGUGAUGAAUAUUCAUUUAAUGAUAAUAAGGAUAUAAAGAAAAAACAAAUAUUAAUUAAAGAUGAAAAAAAAUAUCUUCUGAAUUUAUUUAGUAUUAAUAAUAAAGAGAUCGAUUUAAUUAAAGACAUUAGUAUAUAUAAAAAUAACAAUUUUAAUGGAAGUAAUAUAUUUUUUAAUGAAUAUAAUAAGGAUGAUAUAUAUUCAGAAUUAUUUAUAUUUAAUAAUGACAACGAAUAUUAUAAAUAUGUGUUUACUGAUAAUUAUUAUGAUUUGUUAUUAUAUAUAUCAUAUGCUGAUGAAGAUGAUCGUGGAUGUAUAUUUUAUAAUAAUUAUAUUAACAAUUUGACACAAUAUUUAUAUGAGUUAAAAAAAAAUAGAGAAGAACAUUUCCAUAUAUUUAAUUUGAAUGAUUUAUAUUUAUAUAAACAAUUAUUAUACACAUGUUAUGAAAAUGAAUUAAGUUUUAUAUAUCAAACUUUUUUAGUUCAGUUUAAAAAAUUUGAUACAAGUGAUAGUGGAUAUAUACAUAGAAAUCAUUUGAAAUUUAUUCUACAAGAAAAUGAUCACAUAAUAUCGAGACAAGAGUAUAAACUGUUAAUGCAUAUUUUUGAUUGUAAUGAUGAUAAUUAUGUUUACUAUAACAAUUUUAAGGAAGUUAUUCUAAGAUUACGAUUUGAGGGAAUAAAAAAUAGCAUAUUUGAAAAAGAUAAAAAGCUACUUCAAAAAUAUUUAUGUGAACAACUAAUAAAAAACAACUUGAAAAAUAAAAAAAAAAUACAUAUAUUUGAUUGUAAAAAUGUUCUUGAUUUUUGUGAUAAAUUAUAUCUAAACAAAAAUGUGAUUCAUAUAAUAUUGUCAUCCCUCAAUUUUGAUGAAAAUUUAGAAUUAGAUGUUACCUUAUUUUUACAAGUAUCUAUUACUAUUAUUAUGAAUAGUAUCAAAUUAGAGAAUAUGCAAAAGAUAUACAAUAUCAUAACAGACGAAAAAGAAAAAAAAAAAGAAUUUCAAAACGGACAAUCGAAUAUUAAUUUUAAAGGAAAAAAGGAUAACAAAAAAAUAGAAAAGACUAAUAUUCCCGCUUUGGAAUUAGUUGAGAGAACAUUGACAAAGUUGUUUAAGGUGUUGGAUGAGAAAAACGAAGAUUAUUUAAAAAUAAACGAUUUUAUUGAAACUCUUUUAGAAUUUAAUAAAAAGAAAAAGAUCAUUGAUAUAAAAGCAAUAUGCAGAUUAAAUAUAAAUGAACUACAAGGAUUCGUAGGAGAAAUAAAUGCUGGUCAACAGAAAAAUACUUUUUUACAUGAACAAAUAAAAGAUAGUACAAAUUAUGAACUAUAUAAAAAAAAAAAAAUUCAUUAUGCAUCUCACAUACAUAAAUGGUGUUCUAAAACCUACCAAAUAAGGUCAUGUGAAUAUUAUAGCUAUUUCCUGAAUUAUCCAAAUGAGCUAAUAGAACUAGACGAUGAAAUAAACAAGAAUUUAUUGUUUUGUGAGGAGAAGAAGGAUUAA